CUCCCCGCGUCGCAUCAUGAGCGCCGAAGCUCCCAAAAUCGUCGACCCCGAUGCCAAGGCGGCACCCAAGCCAGACACCAAGGAACUGGCCAAACCAGCAAAGGCUUCGAAGCCAAGAAUCGACUGCAUUGAUGGCUGCCGCUUUGCCCUCGUUUUCCCCAUUGUGGUGGCACACUUUGCACGAUUCAGCACCAACAAUUUGACGGCUUUGAAACUUCUGACCCAGGAGAAUGUCUUGGUUGGCGGUUUCUUUGUGAUCAGUGGAUACGUCUCGGCUUACACCACCACCAAGCUGGGAGUGAUGGCGUACUAUCCACUCCACUUCGCCAGUUCAGCCCUUUUUGCUCCCAUGUUCAUUUGGGUGGAGAGGAAUUUCAAUGCCACGUGGAAGAUGAUUGCGUUCCGUGCAUUUUUGAAUUUCAGCAUGCUGCAGGCAUGGUUCCCCAAAGAGGCUGAGAUCUGGAAUCAGCCCACCUGGUUCUUGUCAGCCUUGACCUUCUCGAACUUGACCAUGCCAACGUUCGUGCUGCCACAAGUGGCUCAGCUGACCAAGGGAGGUCUCCAGAAGCUCUUCAUGGCUUUGACUGGAAUCUCUUUGUUGCAGAAAGUCUCCUAUUCUGAGACUGCUCGUUUCCACAGCAGCAAGGAACAUCCUGUGGAUGGCAAGGUGAUGCAUCCUUUGAUUUGGAACUUGACCCGUUUCCACCCAUUCUGGGCGCUGAUGGAGAUGACGAUGGGCAUUGUGGCUGCUCGACAUGUGAUGUUGGACACUGAGGAAGAUAAGAAGAAACCCAAGAUGAACCCAAUUUGGCUUUUCCUGGCGGCCUACGCUUCGCUGGGUUUGCGCCUUACUCAGUUCGACUUCAACGACGCCAUCGUGCGUGGAGUGCUCUUUGUGCCGAUCUUCACCAAGUUCUUGACGGCCAUGCACCGAGAUGCACUGUCUUCCGAGCCAUCUGCCAUCACGAGGUUCUUCGGAUGCAAGACGAUGGCCACCCUUGGUUCCAUCGCCUUCCCAAUGUUCAUUGUCCAUGGACCUUUGGGCCAAAUCUUUUACAAGAAGGCCAUUGCCAAGAAGCUUUGGGGAAAGCCAAUGCCACAUGCUUUCUUCCCAUUCUACCUGGCCAUUUGCUUGGGCAUCAGCCAUUUGGUGAAUGAGCACUUCGUGAAGAACAAGAAGGUGGGUGCAUUUGCCGGCAAGGCUCAGACCCUCACCAGGAUGCGGAUGAAGUUGCACACGACAAUCCGCAGCUUGGGUUUCGGAUGUUUCGGUGAGCAGCUGCAUCUGCAGCUGACCACACGAUGGUUCCGGAUCAAAAAAGAGAUGCCGCGUCGGCUGAAGCUAUUGACGCCUCCAUUGCCAAAUCCACCCAAAUCCUGCCGCAAACACUCCCCGCGUCGCAUCAUGAGCGCCGAAGCUCCCAAAAUCGUCGACCCCGAUGCCAAGGCGGCACCCAAGCCAGACACCAAGGAACUGGCCAAACCAGCAAAGGCUUCGAAGCCAAGAAUCGACUGCAUUGAUGGCUGCCGCUUUGCCCUCGUUUUCCCCAUUGUGGUGGCACACUUUGCACGAUUCAGCACCAACAAUUUGACGGCUUUGAAACUUCUGACCCAGGAGAAUGUCUUGGUUGGCGGUUUCUUUGUGAUCAGUGGAUACGUCUCGGCUUACACCACCACCAAGCUGGGAGCAAUUGGAGUAGAAGAGAAGAAAGUGGCAAAUCCAGAGCUCUUCUUUUGGCAAAGGGUGAUGGCGUACUAUCCACUCCACUUCGCCAGUUCAGCCCUUUUUGCUCCCAUGUUCAUUUGGGUGGAGAGGAAUUUCAAUGCCACGUGGAAGAUGAUUGCGUUCCGUGCAUUUUUGAAUUUCAGCAUGCUGCAGGCAUGGUUCCCCAAAGAGGCUGAGAUCUGGAAUCAGCCCACCUGGUUCUUGUCAGCCUUGACCUUCUCGAACUUGACCAUGCCAACGUUCGUGCUGCCACAAGUGGCUCAGCUGACCAAGGGAGGUCUCCAGAAGCUCUUCAUGGCUUUGACUGGAAUCUCUUUGUUGCAGAAAGUCUCCUAUUCUGAGACUGCUCGUUUCCACAGCAGCAAGGAACAUCCUGUGGAUGGCAAGGUGAUGCAUCCUUUGAUUUGGAACUUGACCCGUUUCCACCCAUUCUGGGCGCUGAUGGAGAUGACGAUGGGCAUUGUGGCUGCUCGACAUGUGAUGUUGGACACUGAGGAAGAUAAGAAGAAACCCAAGAUGAACCCAAUUUGGCUUUUCCUGGCGGCCUACGCUUCGCUGGGUUUGCGCCUUACUCAGUUCGACUUCAACGACGCCAUCGUGCGUGGAGUGCUCUUUGUGCCGAUCUUCACCAAGUUCUUGACGGCCAUGCACCGAGAUGCACUGUCUUCCGAGCCAUCUGCCAUCACGAGGUUCUUCGGAUGCAAGACGAUGGCCACCCUUGGUUCCAUCGCCUUCCCAAUGUUCAUUGUCCAUGGACCUUUGGGCCAAAUCUUUUACAAGAAGGCCAUUGCCAAGAAGCUUUGGGGAAAGCCAAUGCCACAUGCUUUCUUCCCAUUCUACCUGGCCAUUUGCUUGGGCAUCAGCCAUUUGGUGAAUGAGCACUUCGUGAAGAACAAGAAGGUGGGUGCAUUUGCCGGCAAGGUGGCUCAAAAAUUGGCUGGCUGGACUGAAGGCAUGUUGCGUGACAAGUGAGGCCAAAUAUGGCCUUAGAUGGCCUAAAGCUAUGGCAUAGCUAUGGCAUAGCUAUGGCAUUAGAUGCCAAAAUAGAGACAAAGUGCGAAACCAAUAGGCAGCUGCCAGAGGAUCAAGAGGAACAACCGGCCGAUGGCCAAGUGUUGAGGCUCAGACCCUCACCAGGAUGCGGAUGAAGUUGCACACGACAAUCCGCAGCUUGGGUUUCGGAUGUUUCGGUGAGCAGCUGCAUCUGCAGCUGACCACACGAUGGUUCCGGAUC
This is a messenger RNA of Cladocopium goreaui, 2960 nucleotides long. The record is from the annotation of a GenBank genome assembly. NCBI's taxonomy places the organism in Eukaryota, Dinophyceae, Suessiales, Symbiodiniaceae.